AUGGAGGUGGGCCUCGGCAUCCACGGGGAGCCGGGGCUGCGGGUGAAGGCCACCGCCAGCACCUCCGCCAAGGAGAUUGUGGAGACCAUCAUGUCACAGCUGGCCAAACAUGUCCCGCGCAAGGUCCCACUGUGCGUGAUGCUGAACAACCUAGGCUCAGUGCCGCAGAUUGAGAUGCAGCUCAUCGCGGGGCAGGUGAUGAACACAGAGCUGGGACCUCGUAUCAAGUUGCUGAUCGGGCCUUCACACUUAAUGACUGCCCUGGACACCAACGGCAUCUCCAUUAGUGUGCUGCCCUUGGAGGACAGGCACCGGAAGUGCGGCACAGCGCAGGCCUUGGACAAGCAGCGCGAUGGCGACACCCUGGACGGAGCAGUCCGAACCACGACUGUGCACUUCCGAGAGCCUGAGGCUCCGACGGCGCGCACUACUGAGCGUUGCGAGACGGUGGAGAGCCUGGCCUUUUUCUCCCAGGCCUCCGAGGAGUCACCCCCAAACAGCAUGAACGGAAAGCAAAGCUCCCACGUCCCUCGCAUGGAGAGCUUCACGGAGACGGAAGUGCUGGAGCCGCCGGAGGGGAAGGAGAGCUUCCGCUGCCCUCGCAAGGUGAGCUUUGCAGAGACGGAAACGCCCAUGGAAAGACAGGUUAGCUCCCAGAGCUACCCUCGCAUGGUGAGCUUUACAGAGACUGAAAUGAUGGAGCCGGAGAGCAUGGAGGAUGACCUCUCAUUCGGCAUGUCCGACUCGGAGGACCCCGAGCACUUGGAAUUGUUCCCGAGCAACUUCAGUUUUUUAUGCGAGCUGCGAGCCAUUGGCGCAUGGCGACAGAAGCACAAUGGCAUGCUUCAGCGUAGCGACCACACGGCGACCUGGGCCAACACAGCAGCUAGUUAG
Molecule: messenger RNA, 894 nt
Organism: Effrenium voratum
Lineage: Eukaryota; Dinophyceae; Suessiales; Symbiodiniaceae
Source: the annotation of a GenBank genome assembly